UGCAGAAUAUGGAACAUAGCAUCAUUCCCAUCAUGAAGGUCUUCGUAGCAGUUCUGGCCCUCUUGGGCUCCCAAUUCUCCGCCGUCUCAGCCUCCAGUUGCAGCGCUUGCGUGUCCAAAUCCGAUCUGCAGAGCUCGGCCCCUGGCAAGGCUGGUAUGAUCCAGUCCGAUGGACCUUGCUUCCCCUACAACUUUGGAAAUGGACCUGAACCAGUGUGCUUCAUCAGCCCCUUGGCCACAAACUACCAGGUGCGGUUUUGCAGCGAGACCGACCCCUUGUGCCGACUAGGAGCCUAUGCCAACAGCGCCCCUCUACCCGUCACCCAAGCUUCCACCGCCCCUUCCGGAGCUACUUACCCAGUCAACGUUCAUGGUGGAUCUCGAUCAGGUUGCACACCAGUCUCCUUCAAUGAGAAUUGUGCCGCUGACAAGAGUUACUUUGCGGCUCGAUUUGGAACCACCCACACCAUGGCCGUGGACAGCUAUUGUGGCGCUGGAUCCGCUUGUAAUGUCACUUGCAGUUACGGCAUCUUCGAUGAUGCAGAGAUCAACCGUAUCUUAGACAAACACAACGCUCUCCGAUCCCGUGUGGCUUUGGGCAAUGAGGGUCUCAGCUACAACUCCAACGAUGGCCAACCUGGAGCCACUAAGAUGUACAAGCUCAAAUGGGACCACAAUCUCGCCAAGGUGGCUCAAAGUUGGGCCCAAACCUGCCUAAGUGGCCAUGACACCAACCGUGGAACUGACGAUUUCGACCCUGCUGGACAAAACAUGGCCUGGAGAGCCACCACCGCCCUUCCCUCUGGUUCCCGGGACUUUGAGGCCAUGGUCCAAGCCUGGUACGAUGAGGUUGCUUUCAUGAACCCCGCCGUGGUCGACAGCUUCAUUAGCUCGGGACCCUUGAUCCAAAACAAGGCCUCUAACCCUGCUCAAGACGAAGCCAUUGGCCAUUACACCCAAGUGGUGUGGGGCGAGACCACUCAUGUGGGAUGCGGUGUGAUUGUUUACGCCACAUGGAACAACAAUCACCAAAAAAUGUUCUAUAAUGAGCGAUUCGUGUGUAACUACGGACCUGCUGGUAACUACUUGGGACAACCGAUUUACUCCAAAGCUGUGAAUGGAGCUGCCCCUGGAAGUGAGUGCCCUGGAACCGUUGAAAAUGGUUUGUGUCUUCACUGAUUGCAAUGAGAUGGAAUAAACGAUAAUUGAGCAGCCAAAA
Molecule: messenger RNA, 1218 nt
Organism: Tigriopus californicus
Lineage: Eukaryota; Metazoa; Arthropoda; Copepoda; Harpacticoida; Harpacticidae
Product: venom allergen 3-like
Exons: 6
Coding region: 9-1178 (389 amino acids)
Cellular component (GO): extracellular region
Source: RefSeq, a predicted model, not a curated record